CAUGCACCCCAUUCAACCAAGAACCUCUCCAGCUCUCUUCUCCAUUUCCUUGCGUUGCAUAAACUAAGAUAACAAAAGAGAUGUUGUUCAGGAAGUUCUUAUUAGCCACACUUUUGGUAGGAUUAAGCCUAGCUCAAAUCUCAUUAGCCCAGAAUUCUCCCCAGGAUUAUGUAGAUGCACAUAACGCAGUUCGUGCAGAAGUGGGUGUGGGUCCAGUUUCUUGGAACAAGACAGUGGCAGCCUAUGCUCAAAAAUAUGCAAAUUCGAGGAUUGAAAACUGUGAGUUGGAGCAUUCGUAUGGACCCUAUGGUGAGAACAUUGCAGAAGGCUAUGGUAACCUAAACGGAGUGGACGCAGUGACGAUGUGGGCGAGCGAGAAGCCUAACUAUGAUUACAAAUCAAAUUCCUGUGUUGGCGAUGAGUGCUUGCACUAUACUCAGAUUGUUUGGCGCAACUCAGUUCAUCUUGGGUGUGGAAGGGCCAAGUGCAAGAAUGGUUGGUGGUUUGUGACUUGCAAUUAUGAUCCUGUGGGUAACAUUGAGGGUCAAUAUCCUUAUUGAAUUUCUGCUGCUUUUAUAUGUUUGUAAUAAGAGAUGAAAUGACCAUAUUUAUCAUAAGCUAAGUUAAGAUUACUUGCUCAGUCUGUGGACCUGAGCUUGUUUUGUAUAA
Messenger RNA from Hevea brasiliensis (rubber tree), 669 nucleotides. RefSeq names its product basic form of pathogenesis-related protein 1-like. Gene Ontology annotation, cellular component: extracellular region. Bases 81 to 560 code for a protein of 159 amino acids. The transcript has a single exon. Lineage: Eukaryota; Viridiplantae; Streptophyta; Magnoliopsida; Malpighiales; Euphorbiaceae. The record is from RefSeq and is a predicted model, not a curated record.